CACACAAUAAAACAUCACCACCAUUGACUCGAACUGAGUCAGUUCACCACUGAUGCUCAGGCCGUCCAGUCUUCCAGGGAGCCAGACAAACAUCCAAAAUGCCAGUCGACUACACCGGGACAUGGGACAUCGUCAGCAAUGUCAACUUUGAGAAAUACAUGGUCGCAUUGGGCAUUGAUUUUGCAACGCGGAAGAUUGCCUCUGUGUUGAAGCCCCAGAAAGUGAUUAAGCAAGAUGGAGACCGUUUCACAAUCCAGACCUUCACUACUUUCAGGAAUUAUGAGUUUUCAUUCAAAAUUGGAGAAGAGUUCGAAGAGCAGACCAAAGGAAUGGACAACCGGAUGUGCAAGACUGUGGUCAACUGGGAAAAUGAUAAACUCGUGUGUGUUCAAAAAGGAGAAAAGAGGAACCGAGGCUGGACUCACUGGAUUCAGGGAGAUGAGCUCCACCUGGAACUUACUUGUGAAGACCAAGUCUGCAAGCAAGUUUUUAAAAGAACUCUGUAAUCUUUCCUUUGUAGUAUUUCCAUAAAAUGAGUUAAGCUACAUAAUGUAGCUGUCAUACUGAA
Mugil cephalus (flathead mullet) is the source of this 568-nucleotide messenger RNA. RefSeq names its product retinol binding protein 7b, cellular (gene rbp7b). Lineage: Eukaryota; Metazoa; Chordata; Actinopteri; Mugiliformes; Mugilidae. The transcript is spliced from 4 exons. Gene Ontology annotation, cellular component: nucleus; cytosol. Gene Ontology annotation, biological process: fatty acid transport. Gene Ontology annotation, molecular function: fatty acid binding. The record is from RefSeq and is a predicted model, not a curated record. The coding region runs from base 99 to 506 and encodes 135 amino acids.